Messenger RNA from Plenodomus lingam JN3, 273 nucleotides. RefSeq lists its product as uncharacterized. The record is from RefSeq and is a predicted model, not a curated record. NCBI's taxonomy places the organism in Eukaryota, Fungi, Ascomycota, Dothideomycetes, Pleosporales, Leptosphaeriaceae.
AUGGGUCUCAUAGAAAAGCUACAAGCUCGCCUAGAGCUCUACCGUCUAGAACAACGUUACACACGCCGCGAAAAACGCACAACCUUCAUCAGCGACGCGCACUACGUCGACGGCGAAUACGUCUAUGCCGCCUCUACCUCGGCCUCCUCUUCCUCCUCCCCAGCCAGCUCCGCCAAAUUCUCAACCAGCACAACGAGCAGCCGGCGCUUCAGCAAGAUGCCUGCAGCCCGGAUAAAAGAAUUCGCUCGUGCGGGCACGGGUCGAUCGGCGUAG